AUGGAUUCUUCUAGUGGGAAUUCAACUAGGUUUACUCAGAUCCAGAACUCUGGAUCUGAUGAGGUUUUGAUCGAUCCUAGAAAGAGGAAACGCAUGCAAUCGAACCGUGAAUCAGCAAGGAGAUCAAGAAUGAGGAAACAGAAGCAUCUCGAUGAUCUAACGGCUCAAAUAAAUCACCUCAAGAACAAUAACAGCCAGAUCGUCACCACCAUAAAAGUCACCACUCAGCAAUUUCUUCAAAUUGAAGCAGAGAACAUUGUUUUGAGGGCUCAAAUGGGUGAGCUGAGUCAAAGGCUGGAUUCCCUCAACGAAAUGAUCAAUUCCAUGAACAAUAAUAGUAAUCAUUUUACAGCAAAUCAUUGCACAAAUGGUACUAGUGGAAUGUUUGAGUUUGAGCAGCCUGAUUUCUUCAACAAUCCAUGGAACAUGAUGCACCUUAAUCAACAGCUGAUCAUGGCGUCUGCUAAUGAUACGUCCCAGUACUAG
This is a messenger RNA of Lactuca virosa, 486 nucleotides long. NCBI's taxonomy places the organism in Eukaryota, Viridiplantae, Streptophyta, Magnoliopsida, Asterales, Asteraceae. The record is from the annotation of a GenBank genome assembly.